UUGGCACCGGCCAGUUAGCGCUCAGUUGAUGCAGGCUGCACCGAGGGCUGUGCGGCCACUUGUCUGGGGGCCGAACGGGAGCGGGGUCGUUUUGGUGCACGGCGCUGAAGGGAGGCAUGGUCCCAACCCCACCUCUCAAAGCGGCAACAUACGCCAAUUUCGACAAGAAGACUCGCGUGCUGGAGCCUCCAGUGACAAGCCGCCAUCCGAUGCAAAACGAUCCAAAAAUGGUUACAACCACGGUUCAUCAUCUCUCUCAUUUCGAGAUGUCCAAGCUGCUUCGCAAACAGACAUAAAGCCUCCGAUCAAGCAAUCUCUGGAAAGGCGAGAGGUAAACCCGGGGGGUGGAGUAAAACGGCCGGCCAGCGCACAAGGAAGGGAGGAAAAGAGGCAGCGAACGGAGGCGCCGCGGGUGCCUGGGUGGAAGGCAAAAGCGGCGGAGGCGGUAGACGUUACAGACCAGUUUGCACUGGAGGAUGUAAACAAGGAUGCGUUCAAGAAGAAGGUGGAGCGCGAGACGGAUGCGCACCGCCUGGCGCAGCGCCAGAAGCAGAUCGACUUCGGCAAGAACACGCUCGGCUACGAGCGUUACCUCGAGGUCACCCCAAAGGCCAAGCGGCAGAAGGGCGACCCGACCACCCCGAGGAUUCACCAGGUGUGCAGCAAGCGCAGCUGGGACGGGCAGAUCAAAAAGUGGCGCCGAUUCCUCCACCGGUACGACCCCCCGGUUGACGACGAGGCGGAGUUUGCGGAAGAAGAGUACGUACCGGGUUACCGGGAUAAUGCCGGCGGGGUUAAGGAGGAUGAGACUGGUGCUGAGGGUGCCCCAGAAGAGAGUGCGGAAGAGGAAGAGGCGGAAGAAGUUAAGGCUUCGAUUUUCGAGGAUGAUGAGGAUGAGUUCGUCGGGUUGUGAGUUGAGCGGCCGAGUCCAUGCGAUGCUGUUGAGUUAGACCUGCUUUGUCCAGUCGAUCAGACCGUACGAAAGUGCGGCGCGCUCGAAGGGAACUGCUGAGGAAGUAGUCUCGAGUUGCCAAAUCAUGACCGUCGACAGCACGAACGUUUCUUCCGCUGCUCAUGUGAAUCGAUUUGCGUUGAGCUCAUAG
This is a messenger RNA of Klebsormidium nitens, 1103 nucleotides long. The record is from the annotation of a GenBank genome assembly. Lineage: Eukaryota; Viridiplantae; Streptophyta; Klebsormidiophyceae; Klebsormidiales; Klebsormidiaceae.